AUGGCCCGAGGGCGUCCCACAGACUCGCCCGGCGGCAACGAACCGGAGCGGCAAGAAGAUACAGGAGAGUCCGCCAGCUGUGUUCAUGCAGAAGCCACCAAACCGGGAGAAGGGUGGCUUAUAUAUAAUGGCGAAUACCGGUCGUUGAUCUGCGCCUUUCACGGCUAUGCGGUCUGCAGCCUCGAGGGUCACUUGAGGGACCGUCACCCAGACAUCGACCAUCGGGCCCGCAGCGAUAUCAUCCACCGCCAUAAGGGUCUACAGCUGCAAGGGCCGGCAUUGGAGCAGCUCGUCCAGCACGGUGCGUCAAACCCGACCCGGGCCGUCAAGGGUCUCGUCGUUCACCGGGGCUUCGCUUGCACCUGGCCGGGUUGCAGGCACCUCACGCCGAGCUGGAAGUGCCUGCGGGUUCACCUCAACGGCGAGCACAACAUAAAGGGAGCCAAGGCGCAGGCGGGCCUCUGGACCGGCGUCUAUCUGCAAACCUUCUUUACAGGUCCAAAGAGGGCGAUUUACUACUUCUGCGUAAGAAUCUCGACCAGCGGUAACGAUGAUGCUGUCUCGGCAGCAGGAGAUCCUCCGACGCCGGUCGGCAGGGGGAGAAGAGCGACGAUGGCAGACAGGCAGCAGACGCACCCGGAAGAUCAGACGAUGAUCGCCGACAUCACCCAAGGGUGGUCACUGCAGCAGGAGGAGCAGGAGAAGAUGCAGAAGGUCAUGGAGGAGGGGAUCCUGAGGCACGAGACGACGAACUGGCUGAAGAGGACCGGCUGGUCAGCCCACUUCGCCGGGAGGAAUCUGGUGGAUAUCCAAGCCUGCAGCAGGAUGCCCGGCUGUGACGACGACGAGCUGCGACGGAUGGCCACGGCUCUAGAUCGUCUAUUCUUCGACCGCUGCAUCGGCGGGUUAAAGAGCAUGCCCCUGAUGACCCGCCUGCUCCUGGCCAGCCCCCACCCUCACGAUGCCCACAGCCGACCGUUUGGGCCGCUGCAGGAGAAGACCAGCAUGGAUCGCUACCUGGUAUAUGUGAAGCGGUUCUUAUGCUAUUGCCUCAACGUGCUGUCGCUGGAGGAGGAUGCGCUGUUUGCCGAACACGGCUUUCGCUUCACGCCUGCACAGAGGGCCAGCCUCGAGCUGCUCUGGGCGCAUCUGCAGGACGAGGAACAGUCGGGCGAGGGGCUGCAGGAAGAGAUAUUGCAGAUUCUGGCGGACUUCUGGAUGCAGCGGCUCGACGGGGACCCUUUUGCGAGCCCGCUGUGGCACUUCGUCGGGGUGCUGGGAAUCGACGGCGAGACGGGGCAGCUCCGACCUGCCCACCUAUUCACCUACGUGCUUGCGGGACUCGUCUUCACGGGGCGGGCGCUGCUGGGAGAGUGGGCUAUACCCACCCGGGAGCGGGCCGGGAUGACGGACCUCGCGCAACGGUUCGCCCAGGUUCGAGACGCCUGGCUUUGCAAGGCGACAUACUCUCCCAUGGGCUAUACGCUCAGCUUGCUGUUAUACGGAAGGAAGAUCGCGCAGGAGACUGGUAGCCGGCUGAUGGUGUCCUGGAGCAAGGACGGCGAGAUGAUGUACUUCAUGGGCAAGCCGAUCCUGAUGGAGAAGAUUCGUCACAUGGUGGCUAGGAUGACGAAAGACGCCGAGGACCUGCUGUGGGGUCAGUUGAUGUUCAAGGAGGGCGACGACGAGCGUUUCAUCCUUCCUCUGGCCGGCAUUGAGGAUGACCUCACCCAUACAAGACGAGGCCGGUCCUUCAUCCAUACCAACGACCUCGCUGGCAAGGAGGUCGAGAUGCUCGAGGACCUCGUCAUGGGCUCGCGGAAGACAGAGUUCCUAGAUCGAGCGGGCGAGUGGAAGUGGGCGGGCAUCAGGAAGUACCUGAAGCUGGUGAAGAAGUUCGAGGAGUUUCUGCUGCUCCUCUCCCACAUCACCGGCGGCCAGCCCAGCCGAGGGGAAGAGAUCACGGGCCUGCGCCUGGUCAACGGCAUCAACAGGGACCGCAACGUCUUUGUCAUCGACGGCGAUGUUGUGCUCGUCACCCAGUACCACAAGUCUCUGGCCCACUUCGACUCGCCGAAGGUGAUCCCCCGCUUCCUGCCGGAGAGGAUCGGGCAGCUGCUCGUGAUGUACAUGGUCUACAUCCGACCGCUGACGGAUCGCUGGGAGGCGGACAGAUGGGAGCUAUAUGGCAAGAUGGCACCGCCGAGCGACUUCAUCUGGCAUAACGAGACGGGGCCAUGGGAGAGCAGUCACUUUGAGGACGGCGACGACGAUGACGAGUCGGAGCAGUACGAGGCGCCGGACGAUCUGGCUGCCUGUCACACCGGCCAGACAGCCGCCAACUACGGUGUCACGAUCGAUGUGCUGAAGCGCUUGACGGCCGAGUCUCUGGACAUAUUCGGGCAGGUGAGCCGUCGUUGGCACAAGUUCCUCGGCUGCGACGCGCAGCAGCAAUCGGCCUUGGAGCCGCCGCCGUCAACUUCGUCCUCGAAGCGCAAGGGUGCGGCCGAGUCUGGCGGCGAGGAGAAGAAGUGCCACCCUCCCCGGAAGCGGGCCAAGAUCGCCUCGCUCGAGAAGCUAAGGGCAGGUAUGACAGCAGCAGUGGGGGACAAGAAGAAGGACGACAUGAUCCUGCGGGCACUCCGGGCUGUCCUGCGUGAUGACGCUGCCCAGUUUCGGUCACCCCAGCAAGAAGAGGCCGUCAGGUUGGCCGCGGCGAAGCAGAGCCCGCUGGUUGCCGUGCUGCCAACGGGCGGCGGGAAGAGCUUGGUCUUCAUGGUCCCGGCUAUGCUGGCAGGUGCAGGCGUGACCAUCGUGGUGGCUCCGUUCGCCGAGUUGAAGAGGCAGCUAGUCACACGCUGCGUCGAUGCCGGCCUAGACUGCAAGUCCUGGCCCGAGGCGCGUGAAUCUUGGCCCAGGGUUACGCUGGUCUCGGCCGAGGCGGCUGUCACCGAUGACUUCCUGCAGUGGGCCGCUGAUCUGAGUGUCAGGGGAAGGCUGGACCGAGUGGUCAUUGACGAGUGCCAUCUGUCAUUCACUGCCGCCGAAACCUACCGCGCGAAGCUCCGGUGCCUCGUUCUCCUGCGGAGCUUGGGGUGUCCCUUCGUAUUCCUCACUGGGACCCUGCCGCCGCUCCGUCAACGCGACUUCGAAGAAGCCAUGCAGCUCCAGGCUCCGCUCUACAUACGGGCUUCGAGCCAUCGGCUGAACGUGCGGUACUCCGUCCUUCGCGUCCGUAACGGACGGGGCGUCAUGGAGGUGAAGAGGCUGGUGGACGCCCGGCUCCCACGUCUAGCACCGGGGGAGAAGGGGGUCAUAUACUGCACCAGCCACGCGAAGUGUAGAGCGCUUGCCCGGCAGCUUGGUUGCCAUUACUAUCACGCUCAGCGCGAUGAUAGCGAUGCGCAGUUCCUUGCCCAGCGCGAGCAGGGCUUCCAGGCAUGGGUCAACGGCGAAACACCCUACAUCGUGGCUACCGCGGCUCUAGGCACGGGCCUUGAUGUUGCAGGCAUCGUCCAUGUCAUCCAUCUCGAGGCCCCAUUCAGCAUCAUCGACUACGCCCAGGAGGCGGGGCGGGGCGGGCGAGCUGGGGAGCCCGUCACCGCAGAGAUAGUCGUCGAGGAGAAGGACUGGCCGGUUGAGGACCAUAUCCGCGACAGCUACCUAGACUUGAGCACGCGCGAGGUACGCAGUCUGAUCCGGACACAAGGUUGCCGUCGCCGCCUCCUUGGCCAAUGCUUGGACGGUGACCUACGGGACUGUGGAGAUCUCGAUGCCGUCCGAUGCGAUAAUUGCCGCCGCGAUGAGCUGUUGUGGAAGAGUGAGCUAUCCUCGCAGGGUAUCAUAGCAUCACAUGCCCGCGGCAGGCGCGAUGCCCUCGCUCUAGAACGUUUCGAGGCCGCCUUGGAGGAGAUAGAGGAGCUUGGCAAGAUGGGCUGCCGCAUCUGCUGGAUGUUCGAUGGCGUCAAGGAGGCCGGGCACCAGUGGGGUACCUGUGGUGCCACAGCAGAGAAGGAUCUGUCCUUCUCCAGCUGCAUGAUCUUUCAGGGUCUGGUCAACUACAAGAAGGAUCCACAGGCACGUUUCUUGAGCUGCUUCUACUGUCACGUAUCGCAGGAGCUCUGUCGGGACGGUUACGAGACCAAAGGAGCAUCAUGUCGGUGGAAGCAUGCUGUAGUCCCUAUGGCGUUGGCCGCCGUGACGGAGGCAGAUAUAUGGUCGCAAGUCCAGGAGGCUGCCGGUCGAGACUUCAAAGGUCGGGAUGACUAUGCUGACUGGCUGGGCCGUAAGCAUAGCAAGUUGGUAUGCGGGCGAGAGAUGACCAAUGCUAUGGCCGUCUUUGAUCUAGUGCUCAAGUGGAGACAAACUCAAGAGCUUAGUUAA
Fusarium falciforme is the source of this 4383-nucleotide messenger RNA. RefSeq lists its product as hypothetical. Lineage: Eukaryota; Fungi; Ascomycota; Sordariomycetes; Hypocreales; Nectriaceae. Bases 1 to 4383 code for a protein of 1460 amino acids. The record is from RefSeq and is a predicted model, not a curated record. The transcript has 2 exons. Gene Ontology annotation, cellular component: RecQ family helicase-topoisomerase III complex; nucleus; chromosome. Gene Ontology annotation, biological process: double-strand break repair via homologous recombination. Gene Ontology annotation, molecular function: 3'-5' DNA helicase activity; nucleic acid binding; ATP binding.